Cyphellophora attinorum is the source of this 1680-nucleotide messenger RNA. RefSeq names its product Alpha-glucosides permease MPH3. Gene Ontology annotation, cellular component: membrane. The transcript is spliced from 5 exons. Gene Ontology annotation, molecular function: carbohydrate:proton symporter activity. Bases 1 to 1680 code for a protein of 559 amino acids. NCBI's taxonomy places the organism in Eukaryota, Fungi, Ascomycota, Eurotiomycetes, Chaetothyriales, Cyphellophoraceae. The record is from RefSeq and is a predicted model, not a curated record. Gene Ontology annotation, biological process: carbohydrate transport; transmembrane transport.
AUGGACAGCAGGCCGCCACAUGUGGGGAAUGAGGAGGCCCAGCAGGCAACGUUGACCGGUACUGAGCACUCGGACAACGUCGAGAAGCACACGAUGCAGACCUCGCACCAGGAGCGACACACUGUCAGCGACGAACUCGCCCAUCUUGCCAACGCCGAGGAUCAUAAAGAUACCAAAUGGCAAGCCAUCCGUCGUAACCCGUGGGCUUUCGCAUGGUGUCUGUUUGCUGUCUGGACGGUUCUACUCGUCAGCUUUGAGAAUCAGGCGUCUGGAAACAUCUUGGGGAUCCCAGAAUUCCGCAAAGAUUUUGGGUUCUACUACGAUGGCAAUUGGGUACUGUCAGCAAAGUGGCAGUCUGCCUUCAGCGGUGCACCGAUCGCGUCACAAAUCGUGGGAAAUCUAGGCUCAGGCCAGGUCGCAGAUCUAAUUGGUCGACGUAAUACCUUGAUCAUUGCUCUAGUCAUCACCUUCGCCGCUAUCACCAUGGAGUUCGUGGCGACCACCAAUGAGCUGUUCUUUGGUGGCAAGUUCCUCAAUGGAUUUGCAGUCGGCACCAUUCAGACGGUAGCGACUACCUACGUUGGCGAGAUUGUGCCACUCGCCCUUCGAGGGUUGAUGACAUGUUUGAUUGCCCUCAGCUUCACCGUGGGUCCAUUUACCGUGGCUUUGAUUGUCAACAGUACGGGCACCUACGACAAUAGAUGGGCCUACCGUGCCGUGUUCUGCUCACAAUACGGCUUCGCUGUGAUCUCAUCCCUUUUUAUUUGGCGCAUGCCCGAGAGCCCAUGGUUCCUCGUCGACAAGCGUAAGAACGAGAGCAAGGCACUCCGGAGUCUCCAACGCCUUGGGUACAGUAGCAGCUCCGGAGAAGACGUCAAGCGCUUGGCCAACAUCAAGCUGACGCUGGAGCAAGUCCGCCGGGAGACCGACGGUGCAACCUACCUAGAAUGCUUCAGGAGAUCGAAUCUCCGCCGCACCAUCAUCUCGAUCACGCCGCUGUCCGUCCAGCAAUUCACAGGCAUUGUGUUCGCUGCAUCCUACUCCACGUACUACGCGCAGCUAGCAGGCUACAGCACCGCAAUGUCUUUCAAACUUCAAAUCAUCCAACAAGUGUUGUCCAUGUUCGGCAAUGUCAUCUCAUGGUACCUCAUCGAUCGUGUCGGCCGUCGCUUUCUCACUCUGUACGGCACAAUCGGUCUCACAGCUGUCCUAUGGGUGAUGGGCGGGCUAGCAGUCGGCGGCUCGCAGGGCGAGCUGAAGGGUACUGUUGCAAUGAUUCUGGUCUAUUGCUGGCUGUACAACGUCACCAUCGGCGCCACAGCCUUCACUGUCCUCACAGAGGUGUCGACGUCUCGGCUGCGCGCAAAGACCAUUGCUAUCGGGCUAGCUGUCCAGGGAUGCCUCAACAUCUUAUGGUCGUUCGUCCUGCCGUACCUCUUCAACCCUGAUAAGGCGGACCUUGGCGGAAAGCUCGGUUUCAUUUUCGGAGGUCUUUGUUUUCCUUGCAUCGCGUUCUUGUGGUGGUAUCAGCCCGAGACGCGCGGUCGUAGCUACGAGGAGCUGGAUGAGAUGUUCAUGAAGAGCAUCGCGCCCCGGAAGUUCGCUAGCUACACGACUGAGGCGGAGAUGAAGGGUCAAGAGGUUCAACAACGGGUCUACCCAGGGAAAGAGACCGCUUAG